AAUACGACAAAUGUUUGCAGCGCGCCGGCUAGCGCAACAUCUAACUAAACAAAUACAAUUUUCCGAUGUGCGUCUCGCCUUUCAACGGGCUUUCGUUAACGGCAUGACUGGCUAUCAAGUAAAUGAAGUCAAUGGCGAUCUCUUCUCGGCGCCGAAGACCCAUUCGCUGGCGCAUUGUGUUGGCGCCGAUAUGGUCAUGGGCGCUGGCAUAGCCGUUAAGUUUAAGGAGAUCUAUGGCAAGGUGGACGAGCUGCUGGCCCAGAAGGCACGCGCCGGUGAAGUAGCUGUGCUGAAGGAUGGGGAUCGCUAUAUCUACUAUCUGGUGACUAAGUCGCAGAGCUGGGCCAAGCCCACAUACGAAUCGAUGCAGACAUCGUUGGAGAAGAUGCGUGAACAUAUGCUCAAGAAUGAUAUACAAAAGUUGGCUAUACCACGCAUAGGAUGUGGCAUCGAUGGACUGGAAUGGAAUUUUGUACGCUUUUUGUUGCAAGAAGUCUUUGGCCGCGACGAUGUGGAGAUAACCGUUUACAACUUUGAGCCACCACCGCCGGAGUAAAUGUGUUCCUCCUUUAUAUACUGUUAGUUAUUUAUUUGGUGUUGCCUGCUACAUAAUUAAAUACGAGUAAUUCAA
Drosophila grimshawi is the source of this 631-nucleotide messenger RNA. It is a transcript of the gene Targ1, whose product is annotated as ADP-ribose glycohydrolase OARD1. The transcript has 3 exons. NCBI's taxonomy places the organism in Eukaryota, Metazoa, Arthropoda, Insecta, Diptera, Drosophilidae. The record is from RefSeq and is a predicted model, not a curated record. Gene Ontology annotation, biological process: peptidyl-glutamate ADP-deribosylation. The coding region runs from base 11 to 556 and encodes 181 amino acids.